CACAUCCUACAAAUCUUACCUUCAACUUCAACGUGCACUUCCAUUUCUCUCCGAUCAAGAAAUGACGGCUGGACUCGGAAAAUGCAGCAAAAUCCGGCACAUUGUCAGGCUCCGACAAAUGCUCCGACGGUGGCGCAACAAGGCACGAAUGUCCGCCAAUCGUAUCCCCUCAGACGUACCCGCCGGACACGUGGCCGUCUGCGUUGGAACGAGCUGUCGACGGUUCGUCGUCCGGGCAACUUACUUGAACCACCCGGUUUUCAAGAAGCUUUUAGUCGAAGCAGAAGAGGAAUUCGGGUUUAGCAAUUCAGGCCCCUUGGCAAUCCCUUGCGACGAAUCGGUUUUCGAAGAAGUGAUCCGGUUCAUCUCUAGAUCCGAGCCACCCAACUCGGGGCGGUUCGUGAAAUUGGACGAUUAUCAGAGUUACUGCCACAUCGGAAUCAGAAGCAGAGUCGAUAUGUGGCCGGAAUCUCGGCCUUUGCUUCAUGGAUUGGCCGAGAAAUCCAUCUGGUAAAAAAAAUCCGUCUGAAUCAAAUAUAAUGUGAGGUUUUUUUUUUUCCAUUUUUUGCCCCCACAUCCCACUUGCCACAUAAACGUAGCAAGAGGAUUAAGGAGGGGUUUUCCGGAAGAACAAAAAGAAAAACAGUGUAAUGUAAUAAUUUGAGCUCCGGAGAAGGGCUGUGGAGAUGGCAAAACUGGCGGAGACAUGAUUCCACCGUCGUCGUCCCGAACCCAAAUCGGAACAAGGAAGAACAACGACAGCAAAUAUUGGUUAUUCAGGGAGAGGGAGGGCUACUUUUGUAAAUUAAUUGAUUUAUUUGAACAAAUUAUCCAAUGCCAAAUUUGAAAUUCCAGUUUCUCUCUACUGGUCAAUUAUAGUUAAUAUUUAUUU
Molecule: messenger RNA, 892 nt
Organism: Cucurbita maxima (winter squash)
Lineage: Eukaryota; Viridiplantae; Streptophyta; Magnoliopsida; Cucurbitales; Cucurbitaceae
Product: auxin-induced protein 6B-like
Exons: 1
Coding region: 62-514 (150 amino acids)
Biological process (GO): response to auxin
Source: RefSeq, a predicted model, not a curated record